Pyricularia oryzae 70-15 is the source of this 1771-nucleotide messenger RNA. Its product is annotated as metalloprotease 1. The coding region runs from base 583 to 1485 and encodes 300 amino acids. The record is from RefSeq and is a predicted model, not a curated record. The transcript is spliced from 3 exons. NCBI's taxonomy places the organism in Eukaryota, Fungi, Ascomycota, Sordariomycetes, Magnaporthales, Pyriculariaceae. Gene Ontology annotation, molecular function: metallopeptidase activity.
AAAAGAAAAAAAUCAAUAUUUCCAACCACAAGGGCCCCAGCAGCGGCGCGGGUCAGACCGCAGCUGAACACGCCCGCAUACCCACACCACGCGAUUUGUUUCUUUUUAUAUCCCGUUCUAUUGACGUUCCCCCGCCACUCCAACGCGACAUUUCACCACCAGCCCCGCAGCCUCACACGGCCUAGAACACUGAACAAGGUUACCGAAUCAGCUGUGCAGAAACGACAAGGUGGAAAUGCCCGAUGCAGAAGGAGGUUUAUGGUUUUGGAUUGUCUUGUCUCUGGUUAGGGGGCAGCCUUGAUCCUCUAGCUGAAAACCAAAGAUCCAGAUCUGAUGGAGGCCGACAUCGGGACUAGAACUAGAACUAGAACCAGACAAUCAUCUCUGACAGCGCACGUCGGAGCUGCACAAUGCGUUCUGGAACUAGAACUAGAAUAGUUCCGCACCGAGACUACGUGUCGACGACCAGGCCAGGUUCGUAUAAAACCCGUGUGUCGCCGUUGGACUCUUGCAUUCUGCCGUCUUACCCGGCCGUUUACCUCUUUUUUUUGUCCGCUUUGUCGUGUAAUAUUUGUUCCAGCCAUGCAUCUCAGGUCAACCAUACUCGCUGGCCUCGGCCUCCUGGUGUCGGCCACUGCCGGCGCACAUCUGCCCCUUUCAUCACGCUCCCACGGCAAGCCGCGAUGCUUGGUAGAGGAGAACUUGCCCCAGAAGAGGGGCGGAAGACGUCUGCUGGACUACGUCCCCACUGCCGAGACCAUUGUCGUCAAGACGUACGUGCACAUAAUCGCACGCGACAAGACGGUGGCCGGUGGAUGGGUCACUCAAGAGUCACUUGACGCGCAGAUGCGCCUCCUCAACACCACCUACGCCGGCACGGGGUUCCAGUUCGACUGGAUGCGCAACGAGACGACGCGCACGGUGAACACGGCGUGGACGCAGUUCCCCCCGGACUGGAACAGCUACUUCCCCGAGGUGUCGGCGUGGGAGGUGAACUGGAAGCGGCAGCUGCGCAAGGGCGGCGACGACCGCCGCGUGCUCAACCUCUACUUCAACGUGGGGCUGCCGGCGGCGGGCGUGGCGGUGCUCAUCGACCAGCAGGGCGAGCUCGACGACUUUGGCAUCUUUGACGGCGCCAUCAUCGACCCCAGCACCAUGCCCGGCGGCCCGGACCCGCUCAUCAACGAGGGCAAGACCGUCACCCACGAGGUCGGCCACUGGGUCGGCCUGUACCACACCUUCCAGGGCGGCUGCGCCGACAUGGACCUCGUCCAGGACACCCCGCCCGCCCGCGCCCCGGCCGGAGGCUUUUCGUUUUGCGACCGCCCCUACAACACCUGCAUCGACUCGCUGGGACCCAACGGGUCCGAUGCCCCGGACCCGAACGACAACUUCAUGAGCUACUCGACGGAUCCGUGCAUGGCCAGGUUCACGCCGGGGCAGAUUGCCCGCAUGCACCAAAUAUGGGAUACAUAUCGGGCUUAGAAGUGAUGAUUUGGGUAAUGACGUGGACACGAAAAUCUAAGUUGUGACAGACUCAAAGAGAGGGAGCGGCUAGGAUUUGCCUUUUUAUGGGCCAACUCGACGAACUAGUCUAGUGUUUAUGCCGCCGGACUUGGCUGGGCUGGACCGCUGAAUUUAAUGAUAUCGACACCGAGGCGCAAUUUACAAGGUCGCAUUUGUAUAACUAUUUGGUACUUUAGCUAUGACUCUAUUCUUCUUCAUGCUGCAUCAAGACUAUGGUCCCACAUCAAAAUAAUUUCAUUUCAAA